Molecule: messenger RNA, 4725 nt
Organism: Aureococcus anophagefferens
Lineage: Eukaryota; Pelagophyceae; Pelagomonadales; Pelagomonadaceae
Exons: 4
Coding region: 1-4725 (1574 amino acids)
Molecular function (GO): peptidyl-prolyl cis-trans isomerase activity
Source: RefSeq, a predicted model, not a curated record
AUGGACGACGGCACGACGCGCACGCUCGAGUCGAACCCCUGGGACUGCAUCUACUCGUCGGCGGACUACGGCUCCUGGGGCCGUAGGCUCUUCGAGAUCGACGGCGAAAUGGUCGACCAGUACGCCGUCUACUACGACUUCGACCAGGACGUGCUCGCCGAGUCCUUCGCGGACGACGACUACAGCGGCAUCGCGGGCAUGGAGUUCGGCGGCGACGGCAUGCAGGUCGCCUACUCGUCCAUCCAGCUCUACGUCACGAACGACGCCGUCCGCCGGCGGAAGCUGAAAGCGUCGGACGUGCGCCGCCGGCUCGGCGCCGUCGCCCCCGACGACUCCUCCGUGGACUACAACGGCAACACGACGGUCCUGUUCUUCGGCACGAUCUUCGACAAGGACUACGCGUGGUACGACUCCGCCGGCGCGGCCGUGGAGAACCCGUACCGCGCGGGCAGCCCGUCCAUCACGGCCUACAGCGCGGCGACGGGCAACCUGCCCAAGCGCGACGCGCCCUACGGCGGCGGGUCGACGGCGCGCGCCGCGAGCCGCGGCGGGCUCGACCCCGCGGCGCACGGCGCGGAGUCGAGCCCGUGGCGCGAGGCGGACACGUACCGCAUGUCCAAGUACCUCACGUCCGUGACCGUGCCCGACGGCGUCUCCGGCCUCGACACGUGCGCCGACACCUACCUCUACACCCAGUCGGGCACGCUCACGUCGGAGACGCGCUACGGCUACGUGAGCUUCGUGGUCCCCUACGUCUUCGACGCGUCCGACGCGUCGGAGACGACGUUCCAGAACUACGACCUGUCCUACUUCUCCAUCUCGUCCGACUACGCGACGGAGUACUUCACGGUGAACGCGCGCAUGAUGGCCGCGCUCUACGGCACGGACUCGAAAAACGCGCGCGGCUCCUGGGGGUCCGUCUUCCUCGUGCCCCAGGCCGACUGGGACGCCUGCACGGCGGGCACGCUGGAGCUGUGCACCGUGGACAACGAGCUCGAGCCGCCCCACGUCGAGGUCGACGGCGAGGCCGUCGGCUUCAUCCUCCCCUACGGGAACCUCACGAUCCGCUACCGGGACAUGAACGAGGGCUUCCUCGGGUCGCCGGACCUCGCGCCCUGCUACGCGGGCACGCCGGCGGACCCCAACGAGCCCGUGGACCCGAGCGUCAUGUGGGACGCGAGCCUGGGCAAGUCGUGGAUGCCCGUGGAGCACUACGCCGACUUCGUCGACGGCGACGCGUUCUACGCGGAGCUGCGGACCCUGGCCCGGGCGACGCGCGCGCCGGCGCUCAUGCUGAAGCGCGCGCCCGCCGCCGCCGCGCUCCCGAAGCCGGCGGCCGACGACGCGCCCAAGACCGCGGCGCUGCCCGUCGCGUUCUCCGUCAACGAGGACAAGCAGCGCGACUACCAGACCGCGGAGUGCACCUGGCCCGACUCGACGGCGUUCCCCUCCGUGCUCCAGAAGGCCGCGGGCUUCGCCGUCGCGGGCAAGCCCUGGGGGGGCGUGCUGCUGACGGACCGGGGCCAGUACCCGGCGCUCCACGGCGUCGAGAACGUCGGCGACUACGACCCCGCGGAGGCCUACGCGCGCAUCAUCGACGCCUACGACGACCUGCGGGAUGCCUGCGAGGCCGAUUCGUCCGCGUGCGCCGAGACCUUCGACGUCGCGUGCCGGUUGUCGGGCGACUACGACGCGACGUUGGACUGCGUCGAGGACUGCGUCGAGAAGCCGUUCCGGUCCUUUUCGUCGCCGGACUGGACGGGGCCGGCCGCGACGGCCUGCGACGACCCCGUGCUCAGCGCCUUCGAGCUGACGCCGUCGAUCAUCAAGUCCUGCCUGGACCCGACCUACGACGCGACGGAGGGCGGCCUCUACACCAUGGACGCGACGAUGGGCUGCUACGACUGCAUCUCGGGCUGCAUCGACCUCGCCGAGGGCACGAAGCGCGAGCUCAAGCUCGAGUCCGACUGCGGGCUCGACGAGGACGGCGCGAGCAUCUUCGCCUGCGCCCACUGCGGCGUCGCGGCGGAGAAGAGCUAUCGAUGCUCGGGCUGCAAGCAGGUGACGUACUGCUCCAAGGCCUGCCAGCGCGGCGACUGGCCCGAGCACAAGAUCCAGUGCGAGAGCGUCGAGGAGGCGCUCCUGGCCAAGUCCGGCGAGGGCGACCGGAACGUCGGCGCCGCGCGCGUCGAGGCGCGCGCGGCGUGGGCCGCCGCGGCGCUCCAGGCCCUCGUCGCCCUGGCCUGGCUCCUCGGCGCGACGGGCGCGCUCACGGUCGUGGACCGCUGCGCGGGGAAACUCCUGGCCCUCGCGGGCGCGACGGUCGGCCGGUCCGGGCCCGUCACGCUCUGGUCGCUCGGGCUCCUCGUGGCGUCGAUCAUCGCGCGGUCCGCCGCGGGCCAGGCCCUGCUGCGGCGCGCGAAGAUUCUGGCGUCCGCGGGCGUCGCCGUCUACGAGCUGCGGCGCGCGCGCAAGUACGACGACGAGCACCACUUCAAGAGCUGCGGCAUCUUCGUCGCGCGCACGGUCGUCGAGCUCGGCGGCCUCUGGGUGAAGACGGCGACCUACGCGUCGGCGCGCCUCGACGUGCUCCCGCGGGCGCUGGCGCUCGAGCUCGCCCACUGCGCGGACCGCGUGCCCGCGGCGCCGCUCGCGGGCGAGCGUCGCCGGUACGCGGAGCGCGCGCUCGGGCUCGAGGCCCUCGUCGGGCCGCGGGGCGACGGCGACGGCCUCGCGCCCUUCGCCGCGCUGGACGAGACGGCGGCGGCGGGCGCGUCCGUGGCGCAGGUGCACCGGGCCGAGGCGUACGCGCCCGCGUCGGACGAUCAGGGCGGCGACACGAUCCAGGUCGCGCUGAAGCUGGCGCGGCCGGGCGUCGACGUCCUCUUCGAGGCGGACCUGCGCCUGCUCUAUUUCCUGGUGUGGCUCGCGACGGAGUUUUUCGAGACGGACCUGAGGUACCUGCGCGCGUCCGCGGCGUCGUACGCGUCCGCUUGUCGGCGCGAGCUCGACUUCCGGCGCGAGGAGGCGAACGCGCGGGACCUGCGCGAGUCGCUCGAGUCGCUGCCCGGCGGCGGCGUGUCCCUGCCGGAGAUCCUGCCCCAGUACACGCGGCGGACGAUGCUCGUGAUGUCGUCGUUCGAGGCGGGCUUCCGAGUCGACGACGUCGGCGAGCUCGAGGAGCACAAGAUCGCCAAGGCCGCCGUGUUCCGCCGGCUGGCGGCGGCGCUCGCCCACGGCAUCUUCGCCGAGGGCUUAUUUCACGGCGACCCCCACGCGGGCAACGUCCUCGUGCGCCCGAACCCGGAGCAGGCCGACGGCUUCGACCUCGUGCUCCUGGACGGCGGCGCCGUCGAGCGGCUGGACGACGACGUGCGCGCGGCCUUCGCGGGCUGCGCCUACGGCACGGCGACGCAGGACCCGAGCUUCCUGCGCGCGUCGCUCGACGCGCUCAUCGCGGCCGCGGGCCUGGGCGCGGACGACGGCACGCGGAAGGCGCUCAUGCGCGUCUUCGUCUUCCUGCUCCACGACCCGGCGUCGGGCGCGGGCGCGGCGGCGCGGCGGCGCGCGAACGUGAAGCACCCGUCGCCCUUGCUCGAGGACGACGGCCGCGCGCUGCCCGAGAGUCUGGUCGCGGUGCUCCGGGCCGCGUCCGUGCUCCGGGGCCUCGCCGCGGCGCUCGACGUCGCGUCGUGCUUCGCCGAGGAGGUCUGCAAGGCCUGCGUGCGCGGGCUGCCCGCCGCGCGGGACCUCGAGCACUGGAAGCUCGGCACGGGCUACGUCGGUCCGACGGUCCGGAAGGCGCCGGCGAAGCGGUCCCUCCACCGCGCGGCGGCGUCCAUGCGCCGCUCCGCGCCGUCCUUCUCCGACGUGCCGCCGCUCUGCCCCGCGUCGCCGCCGGGCGCCGCGGCGCGACCGGCGGACGACACGGGAUUCUUCGUCGUCCGCGGCCGCCGCGUGUCGGGCCUCGAGUGGAUCCGGUCGCGCGCGGGCGACGCGCGGGCCGCCCUGCGGCGCGCGGCGCGCGUCUGCGCCUACCACGACGUCGCGCUCAUCCGCAUCUCGCCCGAGGAGCCCGAGCCGGGCCAGCCCGACGAGGACGACGACGACGACGAGGGCGACUUCGACGACAUGUCCAGCUUCGACUCCGCGACGCGGCGCGCCCUGCCCAGCAUCGGCGCCGGCGCGGCCGCGGCGGCGCUCGUCGGGCCCGCCGUCGCCGCCGCCGAGGUGGAGCAGUCGGCGGCGGCGGGCCGGGCGGUAGGCGCCAUGCAGAAACUCGACAGCGGCGUGCGCUACAUCGACCUCAAGGAGGGCGCGGGCGCCGGCGCCGGCGUCGGGUCGAAGAUGACGCUCCAGUGGGUGCUCCGCCGGUCGAACGGCUACUUCGUCUCGAGCUCGUUCGGCCAGCUCGCGUCCGGCCCCGACGGCGGCGUGCUCCUCUUCGGCGACCCGACCAUCGCCAACAAGUUCGAGCCCUUCAUCUUCACCGUCGGGAGCGGCGGCGCCGUGCCGGGCCUCGACGAGGCAGUGCGCGGCAUGAAGAAGGGCGGCGUGCGCCGCGUCGUCGUGCCCGCGCCGCUCGCCUUCAGCCUGCCGCUGAACAAGUCGCCGGGCCCCGUCCCCGACGACUUCGGCUCCAAGCGCCAGAUCGAGCGCGAGCUCCAGCGCCAGGACCCCUACAACUACUUCCUCUUCGAGGUCGAGGCCACGAACGUCCGGUGA